Molecule: messenger RNA, 999 nt
Organism: Phycomyces blakesleeanus NRRL 1555(-)
Lineage: Eukaryota; Fungi; Mucoromycota; Mucoromycetes; Mucorales; Phycomycetaceae
Exons: 1
Coding region: 1-999 (332 amino acids)
Source: RefSeq, a predicted model, not a curated record
AUGUCACAACAUUCUGCUAGUUCAUGCCCUUUACGAUCCAUGGCUUGGUUAAGACUAGAGGGAGAUAUCAUCAUUUCUGCCACACAAGAGUGGAUAGAUAUGGUUGGAUAUGAUCCUUCUCAAACACCUCUCGAUCAGCUGUGGACACCGACCAAUACAAUGUCCUAUGUCACACUACAACACCACAUAACCAAACAAAAUCUGACUCUCUGUAUCUGUACCCACAAUGCCGAUAAUAUAAAAACCAACGAUGACAACAGCACCUCAAUAAUAGUCUGUUCAGACGUAACUGUCCUGGAAAAUCUGGCUUGCCAUAAUCCUAUAGAUCAUUCCAUUGCCCGGCUAACAACGUACGGAACGAUCGAGGCAUUUUACGACCAGAAAUCGCACUGGACCCAUGGUAUUGGCUUGCCUUUGAUGCGCUUUGUUCAUCCUGACGAUGUCCGGCGACUUUGUAGUGGACUGAGUACAGCCGAAUAUGCAAUGGUUUCGUUCCAGGUCCGGUGUGACUUUUACAAUGCAGACUACGAUUGGUUCGACUUCACAGUGGUUCAUAUCGCCAAUGACCUCCUAUGCAUCAUUCGACCAACUGAAAAUCUAGCAAAAGGUCGAAUCGACAAAACAACCCUUCCCCACACAAACUACUCUAUCCUACAUCGGCUUAGUGAAUCCUUUUGGAAAAGUCUCGAGGCUGGCGUGGCUGCUGUUACUCAUUCAUUAGCGUGCGCGCUUGUAUUCAUUGUCCAAACCAUUCUGCCCGCUUGUUUCACCGACCCCAAGAAUGCGAACUGCUGGACUCUUGCUCUGUCGGAGCGUAUGCUUUUUGGUGCACUUGCCACUUUCAAGGCAAGACCUGAAAUAGACACUGUCUGGAAUGCACUCAACUGGACAGGCCUCUUACAUGAAUCCGCACGCUGUUCUUUUGAAGAACAACUCGAUCAAGGCGCAGAGUGGUUAAUUUCCAGAGCUCAUGGCAACACAUGCACUACUUCUGUAUAA